AUGAUUCUCUCUCUUGCCUGCGUAUGUCUUGCCGCGUUCGUUUGGGAGGUUCGCGGGGACUUUGUGUCGGUCAACUACCACAAGUACAACAAUGGCGACUUCGGCCACCGUCCCCAUCUCGAAUUCCACUCAAGUAGGGAAUAUUCGCCCGUUCUGCAAGUCAACAUAUGGGACCAGGAUGCUAUAUCUAAAGAAGGCUCCCAUAUAUUUCUCCGACAUGACGGUAAUGAAUCGUCGCCCCUCUCAUCACCGCUCAUCCUGGACGCCAACGACCUGAGUGCUGUAUUUAUGAAUCGAUCUUUUCAAAAUGUCUUUGGUACGCGAGUACAGGAGAAUUUCGGCAAGAAGUACUUGACGUUUUGGGAAGGAGAUAAAGGCGAUGGGAUCGGAGACGGCUAUGGUCUUGCGUAUGACGACACCUAUCGGCUGGUCUACAAAAUAUCGGCACAGAAUAUCAGGGUGCAUAGCGACCUCCAUGAGUUUGCAUUCACGGGAAAUGGAACAGCGUUAGUCACGGGAGUCAACAAGAUACGCGUUCGAGGUGCAAACUAUAAGGGAUGGAAUUUACCGUUUGAAUUCGAAAUUCUGGAUGGCAUUAUCCAGGAAAUUGACCUCGAGACAAACGAGGUACUUUUUGACUGGCGCGCUCUCGACCACGUCAACCCUUUGGACUCAUACGAAGGAAGAGGUUUGGGCUGGGAUGCCUAUCACUUGAAUAGCAUCGAAAAGACUCAGGCUGGAAACUACCUUGUCUCGAUGCGCCACAUCCACUCUAUCAUCCUGAUUGACGGAAAAACGGGCGAAAUUAUCUGGUCGUUAGGUGGCAACAAGAAUGACUUUGUCGAGCUCCCUCCACUGAAAGGAGCUGAGUCCGCCCAACCCGCACUGUCAAUGCGUUGGCAACACCAUGCUCGCUUUGUCCCCGGAACCAAUGAGACCCAGAUGACCUUGUUCGAUAACCACGUCAAGGAGACCUCACAUGGCGAGUGCGACACUGACUGCUCCCGUGGCCUGCAUAUCGCUAUCGACGACACAGUCUCGCCCCCAACUGUCCGGCUUCUACAGGAGUUCCAACACCCGUCCAAGCUGCAAGCCCAAAGUCAGGGUAGCGUCCAGGUUCUCGCACCUACUUUCAAUGACCUUGGUAAUGUGUUUGUUGGCUGGGGCCGGUGCCCGACUUUUACAGAGCACAAUGCUACUGGUGAAACCGUCAUGGACGUACAAUUCUCGCCGUGGCAUAGCCUCGACGUCCCUGAUGCACUUGACAAUUAUCGCGCCUACAAGAUGGACUGGUCAGCCACGCCUUGGUGGGAUCCUGAAAUUGCAGCAAGGAAGAAUUGGAAGGGGGAGUUGGUUAUCUACGUCAGCUGGAAUGGCGCUACUGAGGUUGCCAGUUGGGCGAUUCGAGGAGCGGCUGGAGAUUUGCGGGUGAACAAAGGCGAAAUCCUUGCCAAAUCACGACGGACUGGCUUUGAGACGAAGUUGAUGAUUGGGGAGACGGUUUGGCGGUAUCUAUGGGCCGAAGCUAUCGAUCGCGAUGGAAACGUGCUUCGGUCGAGUGAAGUUGUGGACUUAGAUACUGCUGAGUUACCCGUUGCCUCGGAUUUGUACGGAGAGUCUAACUCCGGGAUCCCUGAUUUAAAUCAACCCGAGGCGCUAUCAAGAACUGGCUUUAUCUUGAUCGCUACUGGAUCGGGGGUUCUGUCCGUGGUGAUGCUUGCAGGUGGUGUCAUCCUGUGGCACCGUUAUAAGAACUACAGCCGUCUGAGUCCUGGAGACUUUGUCUUGGAUACAGAUGAGGAAUCUGAGGAUGACAAUGAUCAUGAUGAUAAUAAUGAACCAGGAAAUGGUGAAGGUAUUGCAUUGGGCGAACCUGGAAGUGUAUACUUCCAAUCAAGGCAGGAUAAAGCUAGCUAUUCCCGUCUCCUGAGUGCAGUGGAUGGAUACUAA
Molecule: messenger RNA, 1950 nt
Organism: Penicillium cataractarum
Lineage: Eukaryota; Fungi; Ascomycota; Eurotiomycetes; Eurotiales; Aspergillaceae
Product: arylsulfotransferase
Exons: 2
Coding region: 1-1950 (649 amino acids)
Source: RefSeq, a predicted model, not a curated record